Molecule: messenger RNA, 2811 nt
Organism: Cottoperca gobio
Lineage: Eukaryota; Metazoa; Chordata; Actinopteri; Perciformes; Bovichtidae
Gene: hinfp
Product: histone H4 transcription factor
Exons: 9
Coding region: 356-1792 (478 amino acids)
Biological process (GO): anatomical structure development; regulation of transcription by RNA polymerase II
Molecular function (GO): RNA polymerase II cis-regulatory region sequence-specific DNA binding; DNA-binding transcription factor activity, RNA polymerase II-specific
Source: RefSeq, a predicted model, not a curated record
CCUUUACACUGCACACAGUUCGUGUUUCUUUUGAUUGGCCAAAACAACUCAAAUUUACAUCAUGUCAGUGCUUUUAAACAGCACAUUAUUUAGUUGAACCUCCAAAGUAAGAAUUUGACGCUUUUCAUUUUAUUUUUUUGUUCGUCAAAGUGUUUCAGGAGGAUGUUUGUAAAGCUCUGAUGUCAGUGGAGCUGGUUAAUGUUUAGAGACUCUCUGGUUACAGAAACUUAACAACCAACACCCGGUAUUAGCUAGCACCCGGUAUUAGCCAGGUAAUGGUCAAGCCUGGGCGACGUUUCUAGCUUCAGUCUGUCGGUAUUACACUUUACAUUUAGCACAUUUCUGACUAACAAAGAUGCCUCCUAACAAACGGAUUCUUAAGAAAACUCUGAAAAUGGAUUGUGAAUGGAGUUCGUGUCAGGAGUCGUUCAGUCGGAUGGAUAACUUCUGCAAGCAUGCAGAGGGUCACCUUAAUGCUCUGAGCAUGGCGGAGGAGGACGAAGAAGAAACAGAAGCGGAGAGAAACUGCCUGUGGAGAGACUGUGGCUUCUGUUCUAUGGAGGGUCCUGAAGAGUUGCGAAGACAUCUGUUCUUUCACUGUUACCACACAAAGCUGAAGCAGUUGGGUCAGCAGGUGCUUAAUGCGCAGCCAGAAAUUGGCACCUGUUCCAUUGGCUACCAGAACCGCAACAUCAUCCCUGAAAUCCCAGAGAAUUUUGUCUGUCUAUGGGAGGAAUGUGAGCAAUCACCGUAUGAAAACCCAGAGUGGUUCUAUCGCCAUGUUGAGAUGCAUAGCCAGUGCAUAGAAAUACCAGCAGGAGACUGUGAAUUCCCAAUACACUGUGGAUGGAAAGAUUGCGAAGCCACCGCUAAAGGCCGUCCUAAGCUUAGGGAGCACCUGCGCAGCCACACCCAGGAGAAGCUAGUGGCAUGUCCAGGCUGUGGGGGGAUGUACGCCAACAACACCAAGUUCUUUGACCACAUCAUACGACAGAGCGCCAUGGAAGGUCAGAGGUUCCAGUGUUCUCACUGUUCCAAACGUUUCGCCACAGAAAGACUACUGAGAGACCACAUGAGAACCCACGUGAGCCACUACAAAUGCCCGCUGUGUGACAUGACCUGUCCGUCACCCUCUUCGCUGCGCAACCAUAUUAAGUUCCGCCACAGUAACGAGAGGCCAUACAGCUGUGAAUACUGCGAGUACAGCUGUAAGAAUCUGGUAGAUUUGCGCAAACACCUGGAUACCCACAGCAGCGAGCCGGCAUUUCACUGCGACGUUCCUGGCUGUGGCUUCACCUCUCGAAGCCUCGUCACCAUGAAGAUUCACCACAAAAAAGAGCAUGAGGGGGAUUUUGUAGCUCGUUACAAGUGCCACGUCUGCGAUCAGUGCUUCACCCGGGGCAACAACCUAACUGUUCACCUGCAUAAAAAGCACCAAUUCAAAUGGCCUGCUGGACACCCCAGGUUCAGGUACAAGCAGCACGAGGACGGCUUCUUACGGCUGCAAUUGAUCCGCUACGAAAGUGUGGAGCUGACUGAGCAGCUAAUGAGGGAAAGGCAAAGUAGGCAAGCGGAUGAGGACAGUGGCCAGACUGGGGAAGAAUCCCCGGGGGCAGCUCCCUCAGAGUUGCAGGUAGAACUGAGAGGGGUGUUGCUGGAGGAGCAGAGGACUGAGGAGCCAACCGCCAUCGCUGAGGAGGGCAUGUUGUACGUUUUGUCACAAGCAGGGGAGAACUCAGUCCUGCAGCAGCUCCAGGAUGCUGCUCAGCAGCCAGGAAUGCAAGUGGUUUGACUGCCACAGUCCUGCAUACACGUCCUAUUGAUGACUGGACAUUCUGUAAUCAGCUGUGCUGUUUCACAGAUCAUAGCACAUGUCUGGAAAGCCUUUUUAAUUGGGUCUGGAAGCACUUAAUCAUCAUUUUAAAUGUCUAACUGAAAAGAUGCGUACUCCAUGAUGACCCAUCUUGACUAUAAGCCUAUGUUAGGUAAUGAAUCUGUUUUGUAUGUGUGUUUUUUGCUAAUGUUGAACUUGUGGACAACCAAUUUCCAUUAUUAUUAUAUAUAUUUUUUCAUUCAUUGUAUCUCAUUCUGUAACUUCUUUAGACAGUUGGAUACUAAUGCUGCACUGCCUAAUGUGUUCUCAUUCUCUUUUAGGAAAGUUAUCCCAAAUUCAGAAAUGCAUCAGCCACACCUUCGGAAAGUUAAAGGGACAGUUCACCCCACAAUCAAAACAUAUUUUCCCUCUUGCCUGUACUGCUAUUGAUCAAUGUAGAUUGUUUUGGUGUGAGUUGCAGAGUGUUUGAGAUAUCGGAAGCAGAGAUGUCUGCCUUCUCUCCAAUAUAAGAUGGCACUCGGCUUCUGGUGCUCAAAGCGCCAAAAUAAUGAAUUUGAAAAACUCAACGGAAAUGUUUCUUUCCAGAAUCAUGUUUUUGUUUUUUUCUUUCUACCAAACUACAGCCACCAACCGUAUCACCAUGCAGAAGGAAAAUAGUUCCCACAUGAAACUGCUCACAACAAGGUCUGUGGAUUAUAUUAAGUAACUGGGUCAUGAUUUCUGGAAAGAAAGAUAGCUGUUGAGUUUUUCAAAUGUAUUUUGUUGUUGCUGCUUUGAGCACCACAAGCACUACAGUUUCCUUUCUAUUGGAGAGAAGGCAGACAUCUCUACGGCUGAUCUCUACACCGACUCGCACCAAAACAAAUCUAGAUUGAUAAAUAGCACUACAGGUACUUUCUAUUUAGAGAUAUGAGUUACAAGAAUGUCGUGUUAGCAUUAAUAAUAAAUGAAAUGUGUGGAGGGGGGGGAGGGGCUAC